Sphaeramia orbicularis (orbiculate cardinalfish) is the source of this 7476-nucleotide messenger RNA. It is a transcript of the gene cadm2a, whose product is annotated as cell adhesion molecule 2a. The record is from RefSeq and is a predicted model, not a curated record. The transcript has 11 exons. Bases 405 to 1721 code for a protein of 438 amino acids. Gene Ontology annotation, biological process: homophilic cell-cell adhesion. Lineage: Eukaryota; Metazoa; Chordata; Actinopteri; Kurtiformes; Apogonidae.
GACUGUACGCCACAGCAGCAGACCAGGCGCGGGGCAGACACUAGUGCAGCAUCGGCAGCAUCUACACUGUUUCCGGAGGACGGCUGAGCUUUAGUUCCUACGGGUCCCUUAUACUGUUCUUCAGAGCCCCCCCCCUCCCUUCUCAACAGUGGCCGUGGGAGUGCGUACGUGAAAAAAAAAAAAAAAAAUCCACAUUAAUUGUUUUGUGGAAGAGAAGCAACAAAAAGCAUCCCAGUCUGCGGGGUCGUGAAGUCAGUUCUUUCCAGAGACGCACAAAAGACGCACAAACCAAGUCCACCUGGAUAAGCUGACAAAGCCGUCCGGUCCGGCUCGUGAGUCCAGUGGGGGAGACACGGAGACAAGAAAUUAGCGUGGAAGAAAAGUGCAAAAGGACACAAGACAGGAUGAAUAUCAAGAGCAAUUUGAUUUUCACCCUCUACACUAUUUAUGGGAUUCUUCUGAAAGUGAUGGCUUCAAAAGGCAAAGUUCGAGGCCUCAGUGGUCAGUACCCUCUGGUCCAGAAUAUGACGGUGACAGAGGGUGGGACGGUAAACAUGACCUGCCGUGUGGAGUACAAUGACAACACCUCCCUCCAGUGGUCAAACCCAGCACAGCAGACACUCUUCUUCGGGGACAAGAAAGCCUUGAGGGACAACCGGAUCGAGUUGGUACGUGCAUCGUGGACAGAGUUGACCAUCAGCAUCAGUGACAUCACAAUUUCCGAUGAAGGCAUGUACACCUGCUCACUCUUCACCAUGCCUGUCAGAACGGCCAAAGCCUACCUGACUGUUCUAGGUGUGCCAGAGAAGCCGGAGAUCGAUGGCCUGACAAAGCCAGCUUUGGAGGGAGACCAGAUCACCCUGACCUGCAUCACUCAGGGUAGCAAGCCCGCCGCCGACCUGCGCUGGUUCAGGAAUGAAAAGGAGGUCAAAGGUGCCAAGGAGGUGAAUCCAAGUGGGAAGACAUUUACAGUACGGAGCUCUCUGCAGCUGCACGUGGAUAGAAAUGAUGAUGGAGUGGCCUACACCUGCAGAGUGGACCAUGUGGCACUCGCACAGUCACCACAGCUGGCCACCGAAGUACUGGAGGUCCACUAUGCCCCUCGUGUGGAGAUCAUCCACUCCCUUGCUGUCCCUCAGGAGGGCCAGAACUUGAAACUGGAGUGUGUGUCCAAAGGAAACCCUUCGCCAGAUCCUGUGAUGUGGACAAAGGACGGAGGUGAACUUCCUGACCUGGACAGGAUGAUUGUAGACGGGAGGGAACUCACCUUCACUUCACUCAACAAGACAGACAAUGGCACCUACCGCUGUGAAGCCAGCAACCACCUAGGGACCAGCAGUGCUGAAUAUGUGCUUUACGUCUAUGACGCACCCACUACCCCACCUCCAUCCACCACUGCCCCCCUACAUCCCAUUCCUCCAGAUUCUACUGCACUAUUAGGCACCCACGCCUCAGACCCCACAGUCACUGGCAACGGAGAUCCCAACGCUCUGGGGCAGCACGGCACUGACCAUGCCUUGAUCGGAGGAGUGGUGGCUGUAGUGGUCUUUGUCACCUUGUGUUUAAUCAUUGUUCUGGGAAGAUACCUGGCCAGGCAUAAAGGAACAUACUUGACAAACGAGGCCAAAGGAGCGGACGAUGCGCCCGACGCCGACACAGCCAUUAUCAACGCUGAGGGCAACCACGCGCACGCAGAGGAAAAGAAAGAAUACUUCAUUUAGACUGCAGAGGGAGCUGUGCGGCUCUCUCCCUCUCCUUUUCUGUCUUUUGAUCUCUGUAUCUCUUCUCUCUCUUUCUUUUCCCUUUUCUUCUCCGCCUCCGACCACUGCCCCUGUUGUGUCGACGAAGAAACCACAGGCGGUCCACAGACAGAGAAGUUCCCCAAGUGUUUUCAUAUUACUGCCUUUUGUUUAGGCCAUUUCCAUCAUUUACGCGAUGUCCUUUAUUUCAUCGUUUUUUCCCCUUUUCCUUCUUCUUAGCGGUUGGUUUUUACAGGCAGCUUGCCAUUGCUGCAGAAUUUGUCCCCGCACCCAUUUUAUUUCCCAUCUCCAACAUGAAUAUCUGGAAAUCUGUAUAUCUACCAUGACUGCUUUUUACAUGGCCUCCUUGUUCAUCUCUCUUCUGCUCCCCCCUUCCAACUAGAUACCCAAACACACCUUUGUUCACACAUGUCCACAAACACAUAUCAUAUCUCACAUCAACACGGUGCCUAAAAAUACAGACGCCAUUGAAAUUCUGUCAAUGCCUUCAUGUAUCGUCUGUCAGUAGCAAUGUAAAUGCUUUGUAGGUGGUUACCUUGACCAUCGUUUCAUUGCUUUAGCUCACAGCUUUUGAUUAUGCAUUGCGUCUUUUUUUAAUUAUUAUUAUUUGAAUGAAGAUCUGUGGUGUUUACGCCUUAUACAUGUACAUGUCUAUCACACUGAAUAUGGUACUUUUAGAUGAUCCACCUCCCCAACCCCCUCCUCUAAAUAGACUUGUAAUUAAACAGUUGACCCUUGUAAGAUAAGAAGAAGGUUUUGUGUAACACUGUAGCAAGGUUUGUCAGAUAAGUGUAUAAUAUGAUUUUCAUUCUAGGGUAGGGGUAAAGGGUAGUGUGGUAUUGUGUAGAGCAGAGAAUACACACCAAAAAUAUAUGAAAGAUGCUAGAUUAAGCAUUCCAUCAAAUACACUCAAUCAAAUAUAUAAAACCAUUUGCUAAAUCUGCUGUCCAUAUGUACUUUUGUCUGUAUAUUCCUGCACUGUCCAGGCUGCAGUUUAGCAAAAUGCCAACACCUUCAGUGUCCUCUUGACAGCUUACAGUAGUUUGUUAUUCACAUAAAAGGGUUCAGGUGUACAGAAAGAGUCAAUCACCUCUCUUUAGAGCUGUAUAAAUUGUAUUGAAAUUAGUUUAGCUUUUCACUUUGAAUAAUUUCAUUAAUGUCAUCUCUUUGACAACAUUUAAGGCUUGAGAACCCCAUGAAAUGUAAAAAUGAAUGUUGUGAGGAGGAGGAGGAAGAGGAGUUAAAAUAUGAUACAGGAUUAUUACUAUUUUUUUUUUUUUUCUUUUUUUUUUCAGGAAAAUAAAUAAUAUUUUAAUUGAUGCCUCUUGGUAUCACAAGGUCAAGGCAGCUUUCCACUGUAAACUAAAGUUACUUAACUGUCCUGGAUCAUCGGUGAGCAUUUAUUCGUAACAUCAUUUUGCUGCAAAAGGUGAUGCCUUCUGUUUGUAAAUGCAUCAUUUUGUUUUUUUUUUAAUUUCAGACUCCAAUUUUUAUCUCAUAACCACUUUUUACAAUUUAGUUAGAUAUUGGAUAUUGGUUUAAUUUCUUUUUCUGCAGAGCUGCUCUCUGUGAACCUAACUUUUAGUUUGAUUUCAUGGGGUUUUCAAGCACAAAAAGGAAAAAAAGAACAAAAAACUGAACAAAAAAAAAUGAAUAAAAAUUACGUGUGAGUGCUGGGUCAUAGAUCUGCAGGGGCCUCCUUCCCAAUUCUAAGAACUGAAGAUAAACAGAGAAGCACAAAAAUGUCUGAAUGAGUAACUGUAUUCCUUUGCCAACAACUAGAUUGCCUUGAGAAUGGUUGUUCAAUUCCAAUGGGUGAUGGAGGGAUGACAAGGCUGUCUUUGAUUCAAUCCUGGAAAAAUACAGUGCAUCUUUUUGAAAAUGUGAGCUAAAUCAUGGUUUUUAUAUAUUAAAAAAAAAUCUUAUAUUUUUUGGUUUAAAUGGUUCUAAACUCCCUGCUGUAUAUUGUGUCUGCUAAAAUGUGGUUAUUGUGAAAAUUACUGUUUGAAAAUUCUGGGUUCCCGUACUUCUUAAAAUUCUUCUUGAAAUUUGUAUAUUAGCCACCUUAUCUAUUUUACAUUUAUCAUUUGCCAUUGCAUUAGACAACUUUCAAAGAAAUAUAUUUUAUUUUGGCACAGGGCAUGUAUAUAAAGUGUGUGAGGUAAACUUUGGUAAUACACAUUAGCAUGGUUUUUCUUUGGUUCGUUUUCGUUUAUUAAUUUAUUUGAACAAAAAUUACUUACUAGGAACCCACAAUGAAAGUAUAUUUGUGAGCUAAUUUUGAGGCGCGAUGGCUUUUUGUGUUUGUGACAUGCUCUUAGUGCUACAGAUCUGAUGGAAAAAGAAAAUAUCAACAAAAAAAAAAAGAAAGAAAGAAAAGACAAGUUGGGAAAAAUAGCGUUUUAAUGUGUUUUCAUUGGCUUUUUGUCUGGCAAGAAAGUAAAAAAUAUCCAUGUGUUUUUAUGAAAUUCUGACAAAGUAUUACCUUCAUGUGGGGCAAUGUAUCACACACCACGUCAAAUAUGUAACAUUUCCUUGAAAUAAACUUCUGUUUCUUUUGCUAUAUCCAUUUUAGUCAUCUUAUAUCAGUUUGGAGGAAUUUGGUUGAUUUACGUAUCUCCUGUGAAAGAGCGAUAAGCACUGUGGCCUCUGUAAUUCAAGACUUAAAGGCAAGGCACUAAUCUGUUAAGAGGGAACAAAUUAUUACCAAGGGCAAUAAAAAAAUAGGGCCCAUCUGUCUCCAAUUCAGUGGCCAAUUUACAACAUUAUGCAAAUAAGUUACAAAUAAGUUCUAACUCAAGCACUGCUGGGGUAAAUCACAAGCUGGGAAACAUUAGAUCUAUUGCCUAAAUUGUAGUGUGUCACCACUGACAUAGUGUUUAGUUACAUAUAACACUUUCAUCACAUAAUUAUUAGUUGGAAAUUGCAAAAGCUGUGCCAGUUUCCAUAUUUUACUUUCAGUGCACUUAAAUCAAUCCACCACUUUUUACUGAUGAAACUUCAGCUCCACAAUGAACCUUCAAUAGAUUCGACGAAACAUUUUCUAGACCGGCUCCUUAUAUCUGUCACGUUUUAUGUAUAGAGUUAUGUACAACUGUUUCACAAUGAUGUAAUGUCUUUUAUAUAGUUUUUUUUAUAUAUAUAAUUAUUUUCAUUGUGUCUUAAAUCAGUGACGUUGUCAAGUUUUUGUUGCUUUACAUCUGUCUUCAUGUUAAAAAAAAGUAAAAGGACAAAUGGAUUUGAUUCACUAAAGUCAGAGAAACAGGCUGUUUUAUAUUAUGAUGUGUGCACUCAUAUUAACCAGGUCUGCAGUGAUGAGUUGAAUUAGACCGAACAGGUGCCAUUUCCUGAAUUAUGCACUCUGACUAAUCUGAUGGGUAUUUCUUAGUAAAUGGUGAAAUUUCUGUGUGUGAUUUUUUCUUUUUAUGAUUUCUUGUGUUUUAUUUGUUUGUUUUUUUUAAUGAAAACCACAUGUAAAUAUUUGUUUUGACAUGAAAAUAAUGAGCUAAUUUCUUGCAAAUGGCUUUUUAUAAUAGUUAGACCAAACCUGAAUCUUUUUUUAAUGUGUUAUAUCAACAGCUUGGCACAUACCAUCAUGCACUAUUUUACCAUGAUAGAAUCAAUUGUAGCUCUGUUACAUCUCUGGGUUUGUUAUUAGUUGUAUUUCUUUGUUCUUGUGCGGUUGAAACUAAGCUUUAAACCUGUUGCCUAUUGCUUUUUCGACAUAUACCACCAUAUCGUGGGCCUCUAAUUUCAUGCUGGUGGCGGGACAGUAACAGUGCUAACUUCGUCGCAGUGUAAUUUUCAUUGGGCAAAAAUCCUUUUUUUUUUUUUUUCAGCUUAAUUUCCUGGCUUUCAAACAAACCUGCUUUCUUUGAGUAAAGGUGGGAUUGGUGCAGCCGCGGUUGUGUCUUUAUGCAGAUCAGGCAGCGCAGUGCAAUACUGGCGUUCAUUUUGGCAUGAAAUUGUCCAAUUUUGUGAACAAUUUUCAUGUUGGCAGAGGCACAUACAGGCUGAUAUAAAAUCACAAAAAAAUUUGUGUAGGCAGAGUUUUUCCUCUAUAACUUGGGAAUAUGAAUAUAAAUGCACAAAAAUAUUGUCUGUAUUGCAGUUUAACUGGUUUGUGAUAACUUAGUUCAAUGGGCGAUCAUUUCCUGCUUAUAGAUUGUACAAUCCCUACGUUUCUGCUGCAGUCAUCACACAGCAGCAGGAUUUAUAAUCACUUUCUAUCUUUUAUAGACAACAGACAGUAUAUUGAUAAAAAAAAAAAACAUCAUCUAAAGAUGUUAUCUAUACUAUCUGCUAAAACAAUUAUAAUUCAUAUCAUUACACAGACAGGUUUUGGGAGCUUUAUAGUGAUAUUUGAGGUCUGUUUAUUUGUGCCUUGCAGCUGUGCAGCAUCGGUUUUCUCCCUGGAGAAGCCACCUGAACUUUCUCUUUAGCCUGUGCUUUAAGGGGAAGGAAUAAGCUGAUUUAUUGGUCAUUAUCAAAGCUUACCUAAGCUCAAACUGCUGCCGUCAUGCACCACGAUCACCUGUGGUCACAAAAAAUCAUAUGGGCAACAAUUGGCCCCAAAUACAUUAUCACAAAUUCACUUGCACCCAGUUUAAAGAUGUUAGAGGCCCAUAAAACCACAGAUAUCAACUCUAAAUCCCCGCUUAAAAAGGGGUAAAUAUAAAUAUAAUGGCAACUUUCCUAAAUGAUUUGUCCAUACUUGCUACUUUUCUUUUACUGCUUUUUAUUUUAAAUCAUGUUUUUUGUGUGUGUGUGUUUUAGUUCAGAACAGCAGCAGUAAUAGCAUGACAUGGCCGGUUUCAGUCCAAUCUCUCCUCCUCUGGCCCUCAUUGUAUCUUUGCUGUACAGAUUGGCUGUAGUACACCUCUUCGUCUGCAAUAUUGACACUAGAAUCGGCCCAGUCUUCGUACUGUCACACUGAUGACUAUAACAUGUAACACAAUCGCAUGUAGUGUUGUUUUUUUGGGGUUUUUUUAUGAUUUGUUGUUGCUUUUGUUCCAUUAUAACUUUUCUUUUGCAUCUCAGGAAUAUAUUUCUUUUAGAAAUUUUGUUUAGUUUUGUCUUAAAAUGGGGACUUUUAAGCACCUCCCACUCUGCUAGUCCCUGUACGCUGACACCAUGUAUUUGUUGAGUUUAAGAUUAUCACAAAUGUUAAUAAAAUUAUUCAGUGAUUCUUCAGUUAUUCUGUCAUGUCGCUAUCAUUGGGAAGAAACUGUUUUCUGCUUUGAUCACUGACUUGAAAUACUGAAAUUUAGAAAUAUGCUGCAAAUAAUGAGUUUGAAGAGUGGUAGAAAUAAUGUUUAAACACCUUGUUAACUCAUUCUCGGUUAAUGGUAUGUAAGCGAUUUAAUGCUUUUGUCCUCGUCAUUUUCCUCGUAGCAACACACAUUUUUAUGUACUGUAGGCUACAUCAGUCUGUAGAUGGAAGGAACUGUAACAUUAUCAGUCACUAAAUAAAAAUAUCCACAGUAAAGCUCAGCAAGAUCAGGAUUAGUGCCACACACAUUAGUUCAGCUUCUGAUGUACCUUGAUGAGUUACUGAAAUAAGGGGUUUCAUAUCAAGCUGUACUGAGAGGACUUGAUUCGAUAUAGCACCGUAAUGGAGGAGUUUUUGUCCCAUUGUCUGUGGGAUUUAUUAUAUUUAAUUUAGAGGUUCAUUCUCAUGUAUGAAAUGAAAUUGUUGAAUAAAUAGUUGCCUAAA